UUGAAAAAUGUCCAAACAUUCCAUGCGAAAUCAAAGAAAAUUAAAUGUAUCAAUUUCUCAUCAACAGAGAACACAGAAAACUUCUACAAUAAUGAUAAACCAUCCACAUCGAUUACACCAACCGGCAAGCGAACAAAUCAUAUUGAAAAUGAAUUUAAUGCGAUUAAAGCAAAAAAGGCUCUUAUGGAACUAGUUAAAACAACAUCGGAAUUUGUUGAAAUCAAAUCAUCACACGCUCGUAAAAUAGUUUGGUAUUACAAGAAGAAUAUCGACGAUUGCUUUAACUAUCAUACAUUCCUCGAAUCUUCAAAGAAUAAAUUAAUAAAUUUACUUAAAUUUCUAUCAGUUAAUCAUCCAAUCAAAUAUAAUCUGAAAAUGGAAGUUACUUACAAAAGACCACAUUUAGAUAACUCAUCAGAGAACAGAGCAUUCAAAACCAUAUCAAAAGAGAUUUUCACGGAUACACGUAUAAGAAAUGUGAUUGAAAAAUAUUUUACAAGACUUAUUCAAGAAGAAGACGAAUAUAUUGGUAAAGGAAGUGGUUUCACACUCGAAUGUAUCGAUGGACUGUUUCUAUGUGUAUACAAAUAUACACCAAUGGGUGGAUCGUCAUAUAUAAAAUUACCUGACGAUAUCAGAAACAAAAAAGCAGUGAUUAAUCCACAAAAUACAGACCAACAAUGUGUCGUGGACCGGUGGAGAGCACGACGCAGUCGUAAUAAAAAAAAAAGACGACCAAUGUGUGCUGGCAGUAGCUGGUGAGCCGUGUAUUUCACAGCGCAAACGCACAAAUAACAAUAAUAAUAAUAAUAAACAAGUUCAGGCGUAAUGUAAUGAACUACGAAUAUAAAUGAUAAUCACCAACGAGGUGAUGUAAAAAAAGAAAUUGUGUGGUCGGUUUUGUAUGUACGAUGACGAUGUAUGAAAAAUGGCUGUCUACAUAAAAGGGCGAUGCGUCGUUCCGACGACACUUGCCUCCGGCGGAGCCUAUGCUCCGCUUUCCCCGCUACUGUAAGAGGGCGCGGGGUGCGACGCAUCGGUAUCGCGAUCCGCAAACUGUCAACUGAUUAGGAGACUAUAAAUACGGUCGGCGGCAUCCGUUGUAAUAACGGCCGUCGCCGGGUCCGCAUCAAAUGUUUUAAAUGGGCAAUACUGACAAAACAUAUCGAUGAAUAUCGUAAUCAAACCAUGUUUAUAGAUGAAGAACAUCUUUACGGUUUUUCAGGUCUUAAAUUUCCAACACCUAUUACAGAUAUAUACAAAUAUACGAUUAUCUGUUCAUAAAUAUUUAUGAUUGGAAAAACUUGUCUCCACGUCCACCGAAGUUAUUGGAAGUAGUGAUGGGAAAAAUGCGGAUGUUUGAAGUUCGAAAUUCGAAAUCCCAAGUUUACUGUAAACCCGGAUUUCGGAUUCUAAAAUCUAGAUUUUGCUUUGAAUCCGGAUUUCGGAUUUGAAAACAUUGAAUUAGUAUUCUUUUAAGAAUUAUUUAUAGUAAAUAUAAAAUAAUUAGA
This is a messenger RNA of Sipha flava (yellow sugarcane aphid), 1511 nucleotides long. RefSeq lists its product as uncharacterized. The coding region runs from base 184 to 762 and encodes 192 amino acids. The record is from RefSeq and is a predicted model, not a curated record. Lineage: Eukaryota; Metazoa; Arthropoda; Insecta; Hemiptera; Aphididae. The transcript has 2 exons.